CGUGGGGUUUGUUUGUGGAUGUUGGUUGGCUUGCUUUCAGUGAUGACGUUGCCGUGGGAAGAAUAUGCCUGUACAUUGGUGGACCAAACAUGCAGUGUGAGAGUUGACUCGGGGCUGCGAAUGGGCAACAGGGCGCCUGCGCGUUCCGGCGAAGACGAGGCCCACAAAAAAAAAAGAAGGAGGUGUACGUUGAAAAGCUACCCUUGGGCCUACGAAUUGGGCAAUAUACGCAUGACGUAACGAAAACCCGCCCGAAUGACCCUCGCCGGGUUGGCUCAGAGCUUGUGACGUGUUGGAAAUUACUGAAUGACACUUGAGGAGAGUAUCGGGUCCCGUCCUGGACAGCGCGGCGUGCCCUUCGGAAAGCGCAGCUGGUUGGCUGCCCGCCGCGGGAGGCGGAGCCCAGGCCGACUCGGUUCCGUUGCGUCAACCUUACCCGGGCUCUGCCAUUGGCUGCCGCCCAGCCCGGUCGCCCUGGGGACGUGGCUGGAGCAAAGGGCCGACGAAGUGGCGCCGGACGGCGAGCGCGGGGCGAAGGAAGCGGGUCCAGGAUCAUCCCGCAACUUGGAGGAGCCGAAAGAGAUGCUACUUCCUCCCGGGACCCGCACUGGAAGCUGACGGACUGUGGAGCGAGCACAUGGCCAGGAUCAGUUUUUCCUGCCUGUGUCCAGCAUCUUGGCACUUCACAGUGCCUUCAGUGAGCCUUUGUCUCCGUCAGCGGCUGGGCCUGCUGGGUCUCUUAGUUGCAGCCAGUAUUUUGCUGUUCGUGGGAAUCACAAAUCUAUGGCGUUGGAAAACUAGUUCUCGGGACUGGCAGUCUGAAAGGUACCUGGAACGGUUUCAUACCUUGGAGGCAACGGACACAAAUAACCCAUCUCUGAAUUACGGGGUGGUUAUUGAUUGCGGAAGCAGUGGGUCCCGGGUCUUUGUAUACUUUUGGCCACCACACAAUGGGAAUCCGCACGACCUGCUGGACAUCCGGCAGAUGCGAGACCAUAAUGGCCAGCCUGUUGUCAAGAAGAUCAAGCCAGGGAUCUCUACUCUGGCAGCCACUCCAGACAAAGCUAGUGACUACAUCAGGCCGCUGCUCAGCUUUGCUGCUGCCUAUGUGCCCAGUACCAAGCACAAGGAGACUCCCCUCUACAUUUUGUGUACUGCAGGAAUGAGACUGCUCCCUGACUGGCAGCAGACGGCCAUCCUGCAGGACCUGGUGAGGGAUGUGCCCUUGGAAUUUGAUUUCCUCUUCUCAGAAUCUCAGGCAGAAGUGAUCUCUGGGAAGCAAGAAGGAGUCUAUUCUUGGAUAGGCAUCAACUUUGUAUUGGGAAGAUUUGACCACGAAGAAGAGGAAGAUGCAGUGAUUUCUGUGACCCUGGCUGGCCAGGAAGAAACCCUGGUGCGAAAGAGGACUGUUGGGAUCCUUGACAUGGGAGGUGCCUCUCUGCAAAUCGCCUAUGAGGUGCCGACUUCCACGUCCUUCUCUUCCCCGCAGGAGGAGGAAGCUGCCAAGAGCCUGCUUGCUGAUUUCAACCUUGGCUGUGACAUGCAACACACGAAGCACGUGUACCGAGUCUACGUAAGCACCUUCCUGGGCUUUGGGGGCAACUACGCCCGGCAGCGCUAUGAAGAGCUGGUGCUGAAUCAGACCACCACCCACAACAGGUUGCAGGGUGAGCAGCUCGGCGCAAAUGCUGGGGUGCCCGUCUUGGACCCCUGCCUGCCUGUGGGACUGGAGGAUGUUGUGGAGCAUGGCGGCCAGACCCUGCACAUCAAGGGCCAGGGGGACUGGCAGUCGUGUGCGAAGCAAGUGCGCCUCCUGCUGGCGGGAGACAACAGAACCAUGGUCUCUCUGCGCAACACCUAUCAGGCACCGAUUGACUUUGUUAACAGCGAAUUCUAUGGGUUCUCUGAAUUCUACUACUGCACCGAAGAUGUGCUGCGCAUGGGAGGACUGUACCACAUGCCCACGUUCACACGUGCUGCCCAGGAUUAUUGCAGCCUGAGCUGGUCCGUACUGACCCAGAGGUUCCGAGACCACCUAUACUCAGCACAUGCAGACCUGCACCGUGUCAAGUACCAGUGCUUCAAAUCAGCAUGGAUGCACCAAGUCCUGCACGAAGGCUUUCAUUUCCCCAAGGAUUAUUCUGGUCUGCGCACAGCCCAGUUGGUGUAUGAUCGUGAGGUACAAUGGACACUGGGAGCCAUUCUCUAUAAAACUCGCUUCCUGCCACUCAGGGAUCUCCGCCAGGAGAGCAUCCACCAACCUCGCAGCCCUUGGCUCCGUCUCUCCUUUGUUUAUAACCACUAUCUUUUCUUUGUGUGCAUUCUUGUGGUGAUGCUUGCAAUUGGACUCUACCUCUUCCGUCUGCGCCGCAUCCACCAGAAGCAGUUGCACGUGGCACAGCUGGACCUGCUGUGGCUAGCAGAAGUGGUGCCGCUGCCAGCACAGGAGGCAGCCUCCUGACAAAAGAACUACCUCUCGGUGAACUCUCUCCAGGUCUGCCCUAUUGGCAGUGGCUUUUAAUGGGCCAGAAGCUGUGAUUCUCUUGCGGGCUAGUCCAGAAUUCUGCAGGACUCCAGCCCAACCCCAGGGCCUAAACAGUGUCUGCUCAGAUUUGUCUGCCCCCAAACCUAAGCCGCUCAACCCUAAUGGACUCUAGAUUUUCCUCCGUGGCUGAAAUCCCCAGCCACUGGGGGAGAAUCACGCUGCAGGUGCAGUGAGGCAAGGGAAGCUGAUCUCUGCUACUCUUGACAGUGGGCAAAAGGCAGCAUAGCUGAAAGUGACCAAAGAAACUUGAUUUACUCAGGAAGGGAGGGAGAAGGACCUUGUGUGGCCAAGAACUGGACAGCUCUCCCGCAAAAGGAAAGAAAGUGGUUCUUUCUGAUGCUUUACUACGAGCACAUCUCCCCCCCCCCCUACUUCUGUUGAUGUCUGUGAUAGGACCAAAAAAGGAGUCGUGCAAACAGGAUUCCUUGAGGGUAAGAAAUAACCUUUUAUAAAAACCAAGGCAGAUAAUUUGCUGCCUUCCUUCACACUCCUCCCCACAAAUACAUUUUGCACAAACUCCUUUCAAAUCCCACAUUUACCCAUCAUUCAGUGUGUCUCAGUGCCAUUGUCCCGGCACUGGGGCUUCCAGCAGUUCCAAGUUUCACAGAAGACCACCUUGAAGUGUGGAACGCUGUCCCUGGUACUAGCCCAUAAACUCAAUCAACUAUGGACUAAGUUAAAUUAUGAAUUUGUUUUCAUACUUGAACUCCAGUUACUGUAGCAAUAAAUUAUGCUGAACUGUG
Podarcis muralis (Common wall lizard) is the source of this 3288-nucleotide messenger RNA. It is a transcript of the gene ENTPD7, whose product is annotated as ectonucleoside triphosphate diphosphohydrolase 7. Gene Ontology annotation, cellular component: membrane; Golgi apparatus. Gene Ontology annotation, molecular function: ribonucleoside triphosphate phosphatase activity; UDP phosphatase activity; GDP phosphatase activity. Gene Ontology annotation, biological process: UDP catabolic process; CTP metabolic process. Lineage: Eukaryota; Metazoa; Chordata; Lepidosauria; Squamata; Lacertidae. The record is from RefSeq and is a predicted model, not a curated record.